AUGGCAAAGAGAAAGAGAAAGAAUAGAACCCACGUUGCUCCUACCGAGGAGGAGAUGAACAAGAUCCCGAAAAGUUUUGUCAUGCGAUCGGGUAUCGUCGGUCAAUCAGUCACUAAACUAGUGCACGAUGUUCGUCGGAUCAUGGAGCCCAAUACAGCCAGUCAUUUAAAGGAACGAAGGACGAAUCGUUUAAAGGAUUUUGUCUCAGUGGCUGGUCAAUUGGGUGUGACCAAUUUCAUGAUCUUUAGCCGUACGGAAAAGAAUGUGAACUUGAGAAUCUGCCGUGUUCCUCGAGGCCCCACCUUGACUUUCCGUGUGGCAGAAUACGCGCUGGCCAAAGAUUGUUUGGCAUUACAGAGAAAUCCCAAGAGUUCCGACGCCGAGUAUCACAAGAGUCCCCUUUUAGUAUUGAACAAUUUCAAGCAAGAAGGCAAGGAGUUCAAGGUCAUGACAGCCAUGCUUCAAAACAUGUUUCCCGCCAUCGAGAUCCAAACGAUGCAACUGUCACAAGCUAGACGUGUACUGUUAUUCAACUACAACGAAGAGACAAAGAUGAUCGACGUUCGCCACUACAGUAUAGGUGUGAAGGCGACCGGUGUGUCCAAAUCGAUCAAACGUGUCAUUAAUACCGAUGUUCCCGACUUGGGUAACUUUGAGGAUAUCGCCGACUAUGUGCUAAAGGAAGCCAUCAUCUCCGAAAGUGAUGUCGAAGAUGGUCCUGAAUCCACCGUCACAUUGGCCCAAAAUUUCCCGGGUCGAAAUAACCGAAAGAAUGAACAGCGAGCCGUCAAAUUACAUGAACUGGGUCCUCGUCUUACAUUAGAACUCAUCAAGGUUGAAAAUGGUUUAUGUAGUGGCGAAGUUUUGUAUCAUCGUUAUGUGAAAAAGACGAAACAGGAGAUCAAGGAGCAUGAAGCCAAGCGACAGCGCACACUACGGGAGAAAGCAGAACGUAAACGACAGCAGGAGGAGAAUGUACAACGUAAACAGCAAGAAAAGGAAGAGCAUCGUAUACGCACUGGUGGCGCUCCAAAGAAGGGCAGUGAUGAUGAGUCGGAUGAUAACGAGGACAACCAAGAAAACACUCACGAAGCCGAUGAGGAAGAAAUGGAAGAAAACGAGUUAUCAUUUGGCGAUGAAGAUGAAGAAGAAGGAGAGGAAGAAGAAAGCGAAGACGAGGAUUAA
Messenger RNA from Radiomyces spectabilis, 1185 nucleotides. Its product is annotated as Brix domain-containing protein. Gene Ontology annotation, cellular component: preribosome, large subunit precursor. Gene Ontology annotation, molecular function: rRNA binding. NCBI's taxonomy places the organism in Eukaryota, Fungi, Mucoromycota, Mucoromycetes, Mucorales, Radiomycetaceae. Gene Ontology annotation, biological process: rRNA processing; ribosomal large subunit assembly. The transcript is spliced from 4 exons. The coding region runs from base 1 to 1185 and encodes 394 amino acids. The record is from RefSeq and is a predicted model, not a curated record.